Messenger RNA from Zerene cesonia (dogface butterfly), 2073 nucleotides. Its product is annotated as zinc finger protein 93-like. Gene Ontology annotation, molecular function: RNA polymerase II cis-regulatory region sequence-specific DNA binding; DNA-binding transcription activator activity, RNA polymerase II-specific. The record is from RefSeq and is a predicted model, not a curated record. Lineage: Eukaryota; Metazoa; Arthropoda; Insecta; Lepidoptera; Pieridae. The coding region runs from base 18 to 1277 and encodes 419 amino acids. The transcript is spliced from 2 exons. Gene Ontology annotation, biological process: regulation of transcription by RNA polymerase II. Gene Ontology annotation, cellular component: nucleus.
AAUAUUUACAAAUAAUAAUGUCAGUGGAAUUAAGUAAUACGAAUGAAAUAAAAGAAAACUUUGUAGUGGAAGAAGACUUAGUCAAAGGAAUUAAAACAGAUGAGCAACUAAUAGUAGAGAAUAAAUAUGAUAAUGAUUUUGCUGAUGAAGCAAAGGUGGAAACUGAAGAUACGAAAUAUGAUUCUCGUGGUACCAUUGAUGAUCUGUUCAAUAAUUAUAAUUUACGUAAAACCAAACGUACAGUAAUCAAAGAAGAUGUAUGUGAUGCUGAAGAAGACAAAUAUGUACCGAAAAAAAAGAAGAAACAAAAAGAUGAAAAGUACCAAAACAUAUGUUAUAAAUGUAAAAUAUGCAACAAUACAUUUAUAAACGAAACAACAUUCAAUAUUCAUAAGAAAAUUCACCAAAAAGACAUGGAAUAUACUUGUGAUCUAUGCAAAGAGACGUUCGAUACUAAUGAUCACCUCUUAAAACAUAAAAAAACCAGGCACAUUAACGACAAUGACUGUUACCUGUGCCAGAAAUGUAAAAUGGCUUUCUCUGAUCAUCGAUCUUAUAUAAAUCACAGAAUAGUCCAUUUAAAACCUCCAUACAAAUGCUUCGAGUGCAACUUUCAAUUCACAAAGAAAAACUCCCUUAACGCCCAUAUAUUUAUGCAUUAUAAUAUCGAAAAUGAGUGCAGUAUAUGUAAGGAAAUGGUACACCACAAAAAAAUGGCAACACACCUGGAAAAACACAAUACCAUACAGUGCAUUGAAUGUGGAAAGAACGUAAAAAAAUCUUUCCACAGCUAUCAUAUGCUCGUGCACACUGGUGUCAAGAAAUAUCAAUGUUGGUACUGCGGUCAGGGUUUCUUUUCCAGCGCACAAAGGGCAGUACACACGCGAAAACAUACGGGCGAGCGACCGUACAGCUGCAAGCAAUGCAACCGGACGUUCACACAGUCCGUCGAUCUCAGACGGCACCUGAUACAGCACAAGCAAUCAGCUGAACACUAUGAAUGCGAUCACUGCGGGAAGAAGUAUUCAGUUAAACAGUCGUUAAUAACACACAUGCGUAUCCACAGCAACUAUAAGCCGUACAAGUGCCCCUUCUGCUCACAAAGAUUCCACACGUCCACGUAUCUGACACUGCACACAUACAAGAAGCAUGUGAAAGAGAACCGGUUCAAAUGUAACUUCUGCAACAAAAGCUUUAAAACAAAUACUGACCUUGGUAAACACGUGAAGACUAAGGAGCAUCAAAAAAUGGCAUAUAAACAUACUAUAAAUGUUUAAAUUCUCAUACAAAAUGGGAUUAGAUCAGUCGAGCAGAUAUGCAAUCCAUGAUGGAGGCAUUGACAGCCAGCCCUAUGUUACGCAAAGAUGGCAUCUUCAAAAUAUCUCUAAAUCUAGAAGGUUUAUUUCCAUUAAGAUCAGUCAUGAGAUAAGUAUGGGCUUUUGAAAAGCACUAACAAGGCCCUUAUAUAUAAAGUGAAUUCCCAUGUCCUUUUUACGUUUUGCUGAUUGAUUGAUUUGAUUCUUUUGUAGACAAGCAGAUAAGCGACCUGCGCCACCACCACCACUGGCUAACAAACCCAUGACCCAUGACCUCUGUACCAUAAAGAUGUUCCAACUAUUCAUAAAUACCCUCAAAUUCCUACAUAUUAAUGAACAAAGAGAUAAUCAUAUAUACAUAUUUUUAAUUUUAUAAAAAAAAAUUAAACAUAUGGAUUAUAAAAGUUUAUUUUCACAUAUACGGAACAACGUCAGUUAGCAUUAAAAGAACAUUACAAGUAUUAACCUAGUACAUUGGUUAAUUCGUGCACAACCCACAUUCGCCAUAAUGGGAACUCAGUUCCACAGUCCAGUCUCUUAACCACCAAUUCUAUUAGAAAUAGAUCCAUAUUCAAUCUUAGUGUUUACAUUCUCCAGUCUUUAAUGCUAAAAUGGGCAGUAUAACAGAUAACCUACUAAUAUUAUAUUAAAAUUUUACACCAAUACAUGCACAAUUAUUAUAACUUAGUUAUUUUCUUAUAUUACCAUCGGCAAUGGAUCUGGUGGGACGCCUGAUGGUAAGCGUUACCACCGCCCG